Helobdella robusta is the source of this 972-nucleotide messenger RNA. RefSeq lists its product as hypothetical. The transcript has 2 exons. The record is from RefSeq and is a predicted model, not a curated record. Lineage: Eukaryota; Metazoa; Annelida; Clitellata; Rhynchobdellida; Glossiphoniidae. The coding region runs from base 1 to 972 and encodes 323 amino acids.
AUGCCAAACGUCCAAGCUUCUGUAUUUUCAUCCAGUGGUCGACAAAGAGUCUGCCUCGACGACUGCAACGCUCAACAACGCUCAAAAUCGCCAUCGACUUCGACAACAGAAGAUGCUUUCACAACUACAACUUUAAACAGCGUUCGUCUACCAAUGCCGCCAUCGUCGUCGUCAGGUGUGGCCACUUCCUCAAUUACAGAACUCAACAAAGUCCACCGGUCGCCACCGCCGUUGUCACCCACUGAGGCUACUUCUGAGUUUAAGCAAAUCAACAUCAUACAACAACCAACACAGUCGUCGUCGCCAAUGAAGGCCCACACUGCUCCAUCCGCCAGACCCCUGCCAGGUAUAAAACUUCCCCGUACAAGACGAGAUUGGGAAGAGGCAAACGCAUAUUUCCAUGCUGAGUUAAAUUCAUGGGGAGACGUCGAUGAUAAUGACAAGUUUGCUUAUCAGCUCAACAAUUUAAUUUACAAAUAUUUUGAAAAAUCUCAUGGUACCAUUAAUAAAAGAAUAACAAUAGACCAAAACCGUUCAAUUAACCAACUGAAAAAAGAUUUGGCCAAACUAAAAAAAAUUGUAAAAAACAAUAACAGCCAACAAAUCAAAAAAGAAAUUAUCUCAACAAGUAAACUAAUUAGAACAAAAUUGAGAUACAAAAAGGCUGACCGCAAGAACGAUAUUGCGCAACAACUAAAAAACAAUUUCUGGAAAACGUGCCAAAAUAUUUUUUUGCCAACGAAACAAGUGUCACCACUGUUCGAUGUAGACACUGGAUAUACGUAUUUCAAAUCCUCAGCUAAAAACAGUGGCAACAACACUUUUCAUAAACCAGAUUGGAUACAUUCUCUACAAAUUCCAUCACAAAAUUGCAACAGUGAUCCACCAAGUUACAACGAAAUGGUUUCGGCCAUACAUAAAAUAAACCCCUCUAGAAUGUACUCACUUGCAGUGACGAGCAUUUUAGAUUAA